Geodia barretti is the source of this 222-nucleotide messenger RNA. NCBI's taxonomy places the organism in Eukaryota, Metazoa, Porifera, Demospongiae, Tetractinellida, Geodiidae. The record is from the annotation of a GenBank genome assembly.
GUGCCGGCUUUCAAAAUCGUCCAGGUCCGCCGUCUUCCGAAAGACUCGCUCUUGCCGGGGGAAGCUAAAAAGGUCUUCAGUUUAGUUUCUUUUUGCAUCGUAGAGAGGCCUUUCAUCGAAGAAGCAUCGGAUAUAGCGAGUUUGAAGUCGUCGCGGCGAGCUCUCAGCGACAGAGCGAGUUUCUUUGCGCGGAAGCUUGCCACACCCCCAUCGAAGACGCCA